AUGUUGAGGAGAGUCACGGUUGCUGCAGUUUGUACCGCUAAGAAGUUCUGGGGUGAGGCCGGGCGGGAGUUCGCGGCGCUGUGGAGAAUCGAAGCACGGGGUCGGUGCGAAGACUCUGCUGCCUCCAGACCCUCUUCUCCUCCGACCAUGCCUGGAAGGAACAAGGCGAAGUCUGCCUGCAGCUGUCCUGACCUGCAGCCCACUGGACAGGAUUUGGGCGAGAGCGGCCGGGUUCCGCGCUUAGGAGCCGAUGAGUCGGAGGAGGAGGGACGGAGGGGGUCUGUCAGUAAUGCCGGAGACCCUGAGAUCGUCAAGUCCCCCAGCGACCCCAAGCAAUACCGAUACAUCAAAUUACAGAAUGGCUUGCAGGCACUUUUGAUUUCAGACCUAAGUAACAUAGAAGGUAAAACAGGAGAUGCAACAGAUGAUGAAGAAGAAGAGGGAGAAGGAGAAGAAGAAGAAGAAGAUGAUGAUGAUGAUGAAGAUGAUGAUGAAGAUGAUGACGAAGAUGAAGAUUCUGGAGCUGAAAUAGAAGAUGAUGAUGAAGAAGGUUUUGAUGAUGAAGAUGAGUUUGAUGAUAACGAUGAACACGAUGAUGAUGAUCUUGUUACUGAGGAUAAUGAAUUGGAAGAGUUAGAAGAAAGGGCAGAAGUUAGAAAAAAAACCACUGAAAAACAGCAAUCGCAGAGCCUGUUUUUGCUGUGGUCAAAGCUGACUGAUAUACUGUGGUUUAAGUCAACUUACACAAAAAUGUCUUCAACCCAGCUGGUCGAGACAAGAAAACUUAAUGGGGUAGUUGGAGCUGAAAGCAGGUCUGCACCUGUUCAGCAUUUGGCAGGAUGGCAAGAGGAGGAGCAGCAGGGUGAAACUGACACAGUUCUGUCUGCUGCGGCUCUUUGUGUUGGAGUUGGGAGUUUCGCAGAUCCAGAUGACCUGCCUGGUCUGGCACACUUUUUGGAGCACAUGGUAUUCAUGGGUAGUUUGAAAUACCCAGAUGAAAAUGGGUUUGAUGCCUUCCUGAAGAAACAUGGGGGUAGCGACAAUGCCUCAACUGAUUGUGAACGAACAGUCUUUCAAUUUGAUGUCCAGAGAAAAUACUUCAAGGAAGCCCUGGAUAGGUGGGCCCAGUUCUUCAUCCAUCCACUAAUGAUCAGAGAUGCCAUUGAUCGUGAAGUUGAAGCUGUUGAUAGUGAAUAUCAACUUGCAAGACCUUCUGAUGCAAACAGAAAAGAAAUGCUAUUUGGAAGCCUUGCUAGACCUGGACAUCCUAUGGGGAAAUUUUUUUGGGGAAAUGCUGAGACUCUCAAACAUGAGCCAAAACGGAACAAUAUUGAUACGCAUGCUAGACUGAGAGAAUUCUGGAUGCGCUACUACUCUGCUCAUUAUAUGACUUUAGUGGUUCAAUCAAAAGAAACCCUGGAUACUUUGGAAAAGUGGGUGACUGAAAUCUUCUCUCAGAUACCAAACAAUGGGUUAUCCAAACCAAAUUUUGGCCAUUUAACGGAUCCAUUUGACACACCAGCAUUUAACAAACUUUAUAGAGUGGUUCCAAUCAGAAAAAUUCAUGCUCUGACGAUCACAUGGGCACUUCCUCCUCAGCAACAACAUUACCGGGUGAAGCCACUUCAUUAUAUCUCUUGGCUGGUUGGGCAUGAAGGCAAAGGCAGCAUUCUUUCUUACCUUAGAAAAAAAUGCUGGGCUCUUGCACUGUUUGGUGGAAAUGGUGAGACAGGAUUUGAGCAAAAUUCUACCUAUUCAGUGUUCAGCAUUUCUAUAACAUUGACUGAUGAAGGUUAUGAACACUUCUAUGAGGUUGCUCAUACUGUCUUCCAGUAUUUAAAAAUGCUACAGAAACUAGGCCCAGAAAAAAGAAUUUUUGAAGAGAUUCAGAAAAUUGAGGAUAAUGAAUUUCAUUACCAAGAGCAGACAGAUCCAGUUGAGUAUGUGGAAAAUAUGUGUGAAAACAUGCAGCUGUAUCCACUGCAGGACUUUCUUACUGGAGAUCAGCUUCUUUUUGAAUACAAUCCGGAAGUCAUUGCCGAAGCACUUAAUCAGCUAGUUCCUCAAAAAGCAAAUCUUGUUCUUUUGUCUGGUGCUAAUGAGGGAAAAUGUGAUCUCAAGGAGAAGUGGUUUGGGACUCAGUAUAGUAUGCAAGAUAUUGAAAACUCUUGGGCUGAACUAUGGAAUAGUAAUUUCGAAUUAAACCCAGAUCUUCAUCUUCCAGCUGAAAACAAAUACAUAGCCACGGACUUUACAUUGAAGGCUUUUGAUUGCCCUGAGACAGAAUACCCUGUUAAGAUUGUGAACACUGCCCAAGGUUGCCUGUGGUAUAAAAAAGACAACAAAUUCAAAAUCCCCAAAGCAUAUAUACGUUUUCAUCUGAUCUCACCUUUGAUACAGAAGUCUGCUGCAAAUGUGGUCCUCUUUGAUAUCUUUGUUAACAUCCUUACCCAUAACCUUGCGGAACCAGCUUAUGAAGCAGAUGUAGCACAGUUGGAGUAUAAACUGGUAGCUGGAGAACAUGGUUUAAUUAUUCGAGUAAAAGGAUUCAAUCACAAACUCCCUGUAAGUGACUACUUAAACCAAGAUGUGCGACUUUUAAUCCUGGAAUAUUCCCGUUGGUCUAUGAUUGACAAGUACCGGGCUUUGAUGGAUGGCCUUUCCCUUGAGUCUCUGCUGAGCUUCGUCAAAGAGUUCAAGUCCCAGUUCUUUGUUGAGGGUCUGGUACAAGGGAAUGUUACAAGUACAGAGUCUACGAAUUUCCUGAAAUAUGUUGUUGACAAACUGAACUUCAUCCCCUUGGAACGGGAGUUGCCUGUGCAGUUCCAGGUAGUAGAGCUGCCCAGUGGCCACCACCUAUGCAAAGUGAGAGCCCUGAACAAGGGUGAUGCCAACUCUGAAGUCACUGUGUACUACCAGUCAGGUGCCAGGAGUCUGAGAGAAUACACCCUUAUGGAGCUGCUUGUGAUGCACAUGGAAGAGCCUUGUUUUGACUUCCUUCGAACCAAGCAGACCCUUGGGUACCAUGUCUACCCAACCUGUAGGAACACAUCUGGGAUUCUAGGGUUCUCUGUCACCGUGGGGACCCAAGCAACCAAAUACAACUCUGAGGUUGUUGAUAAGAAGAUAGAAGAGUUUCUUUCUAGCUUUGAGGAGAAGAUUGAGAACCUCACUGAAGAAGCAUUUAACACCCAGGUCACAGCUCUGAUCAAGCUGAAAGAGUGCGAGGACACCCACCUUGGGGAGGAAGUGGAUAGGAACUGGAAUGAAGUGGUGACACAGCAGUAUCUCUUUGACCGCCUUGCCCAUGAGAUUGAAGCACUGAAGUCAUUUUCAAAAUCAGACCUAGUUAACUGGUUCAAGACUCACAGAGGACCAGGAAGUAAAAUGCUUAGCGUUCAUGUUGUUGGGUAUGGGAAGUACGAGCUGGAAGAUGACAACACCCCUUCUGGUGAGGAUUCAAACUCUUCUUAUGGUGAAGUGAUGCAGCUCACCUACCUGCCAACCUCUCCUGUGCUGACAGAUUCUACCAUCCCCAUUAAUGACAUCAGGGCUUUCACAUCAAGACUUAACCUUCUCCCCUACCACAAAAUAGUCAAAUAA
Messenger RNA from Chrysochloris asiatica (Cape golden mole), 3603 nucleotides. RefSeq names its product nardilysin (N-arginine dibasic convertase) (gene NRDC). Gene Ontology annotation, biological process: proteolysis. Gene Ontology annotation, molecular function: metal ion binding; metalloendopeptidase activity. The record is from RefSeq and is a predicted model, not a curated record. NCBI's taxonomy places the organism in Eukaryota, Metazoa, Chordata, Mammalia, Afrosoricida, Chrysochloridae. The transcript has 33 exons. The coding region runs from base 1 to 3603 and encodes 1200 amino acids.